CGCGCUCCUUCACUCGCGAGCGGUCACUCCGGAGGCCUCCCGUUUCUUCACGCACGGAGCUGGAAACAUGGCGCUGGUGGACAUAACAUUUGACUUCUUGAACAACUCCUCUGACAACAUCUCUGAGGAGUCGGGAGACUUUGAUGAUAUCUUCGAUGAGCCAUGUGGCCAAGCGCUCAGCAGCGACUUCAACAAAAUCUUCCUCCCCACUGUGUACGGAAUUAUAUUUUUCCUGGGAAUCAUCGGGAACGGACUGGUCAUCGUGGUCAUGGGCUACCAAAAGAAAGUCAAAACCAUGACAGACAAAUACAGGCUCCAUCUCUCCGUCGCUGACCUGCUGUUUGUCUUCACCCUGCCCUUCUGGGCCGUGGAUGCUGCCCAGAACUGGUACUUUGGGAGUUUCAUGUGCGUGUUUGUGCACAUGAUCUACACUUUGAACUUGUACAGCAGCGUGUUGAUCCUCGCCUUCAUCAGCGUGGAUAGGUAUCUGGCCGUUGUAAGGGCCACUAACAGUCAAGCCACCAGGAAGCUGCUGGCAAGCAAAGUGAUCUAUAUCGGAGUGUGGCUGCCUGCCGCCCUCCUCACCAUCCCUGACCUCGUGUUUGCACGGACUCAAGCCUCCCAAUCCUCGAACUUUAUCUUCACCAGCGAUCAAAGCUUGGAGACGGCUGACUCCAAGAUCGUCUGCCAACGCAUCUACCCGGAGCAAACCAGCCAGAUGUGGACAGUUGUUUUCCGCUUCCAGCACAUCCUUGUGGGCUUCAUCCUGCCAGGUCUGGUCAUCCUGAUCUGCUACUGCAUUAUCAUUGCUAAGCUCUCCCAAGGCUCCAAAGGUCAGGCCCUGAAAAAGAAAGCACUGAAGACCACAGUCAUACUUAUAGUUUGCUUCUUCUCCUGCUGGCUGCCCUACUGUGUGGGCAUUUUCCUGGACACCCUCAUGAUGUGGGGCACGGUUCAGCCCUCGUGCGAGCUGCAGCAAGCUGUGGAGAAGUGGCUUUCCAUCACUGAAGCGCUGGCUUAUUUCCACUGCUGCCUCAACCCCAUCCUCUACGCUUUCCUCGGAGUCAAGUUUAAGAAGUCGGCCCGCAGCGCGCUGACGGUCAGCAGCAGGUCCAGUCAGAAAGUGACGCUCAUGACGAAAAAGCGAGGACCUAUUUCAUCCAUCUCCACUGAGUCUGAAUCUUCAAGCGUCCUCUCAAGUUAACUUCUUCUUGAGAAAAAAAAAGAACUCGUGCUUGACCUUGUUUUUUUGCUACAAAUUGUACAGAUGUAAAAAAAGAAGAGUUUAUACUUAUGGAUGUCUGUUGUACAACUCAGUUUCCAAGUCCAUCGCAAAAGUGUGUAGCAGAGUGUCUGCAUAAAUAUCUUUAAAAAGUGGUUGUAAAUAGUUCUGUUUCGCACUUAAGUUGUGUGAUUGUUCCAAAGGCUUUUAUUUAUUGUCGUUUACACUGGUGUUUUUUUUUUUGCAAAUGUAAGUAACUGCAUGCUGCUUGUUUUUUAUUGUUGCUGUUUUUUUAAAUAAAAGAAAUCCUGUUUUUUUA
Molecule: messenger RNA, 1541 nt
Organism: Synchiropus splendidus (mandarinfish)
Lineage: Eukaryota; Metazoa; Chordata; Actinopteri; Syngnathiformes; Callionymidae
Product: C-X-C chemokine receptor type 4-like
Exons: 2
Coding region: 68-1204 (378 amino acids)
Biological process (GO): brain development; G protein-coupled receptor signaling pathway; neurogenesis
Cellular component (GO): membrane
Molecular function (GO): chemokine receptor activity
Source: RefSeq, a predicted model, not a curated record